AUGCAGAAAGUAGAAGUAUUUGGAGAAGUUCCACUCGCGAGAUUUGGUCACACUAUUACCCAAGUUUCAAAAUCUAAAGUCGUUUUGUUUGGAGGGGCUACAGGUGAUACAGGCAAAUAUAUUAUCACAGGAGACACCUACGCACUCGACUUAAUUUCUUACAAAUGGACAAAACUAGAAGGAAGUGGUAUUGCUCCAUCACCAAGAGCAGCUCAUGGAAGUUGCUCAGUAGAUCAAUUGCAAAUGGUCAUCUAUGGUGGUGCUACAGGCGGUGGAAGUCUUGCUUCAGAUGAUCUAUAUUUACUUGAUUUAAGAAAUGGAGAUCAGUCAGCUCAAUGGAUGAUUGUCCCAAUCGUAGGUCAAACUCCAGGCCGUCGUUAUGGACAUACCAUUGUUUUCUCUAAGCCUUACUUGCUGGUUUUUGCUGGUAAUACUGGAACUGAGGCUGUAAAUGAUGUUUGGUGUUUGAAUGUUGAUAAAGCCCCAUUCUCGUGGUCUAAGCUAGAAACUCCAGGGGAAGCACCAAUUGUAAGAGUUUAUCAUUCAGCAGCUCUCUGCUCAACAGGAAGUGCAACUGGAAUGAUGGUUAUUUUCGGAGGUAGAACAUCUGAUUAGAGUGCAUUGAAAGAUACAUGGGGUUUGAGAAGACAUAGAGAUGGAAGAUGGGAUUGGGUAAAAGCUCCUUAUAAACCUAACACAGAAGAGCCACUUGCUAGAUAUCAACAUUCAACUUUGUUUGUCGGUACUCUUAUGAUAGUGCUAGGAGGCAGAACUAACAAUGUAGGAGAAAAUGUUUAACUAGAAGUUUAUGAGACAGAAUCUUCAGAAUGGAGAAAGUUUUCAACUCUUUAAAGAUUUAGACAUACAGUCUGGGCUCUUGAUGCAAUGAUAUAUAUGCAUGGUGGAUUUGAAAACGAAACUCCCAAUAUUCCAACUAAUACUAUCGUAAAGCUCGACUUGUUAGGAGUAUUCAAGGGAAAUUAAAUUCUAAUAGAUAAAUUGAAGAAUGUUGUAGGUCCUGGCAAAAAGGAUAAUCCUUAAGAUAAUAGACCAGGCUCCAAAUCUCCUACCGAUGACAGCUGGUCAGGAGGCUCAAAAACUCCUCCCUCACAAGGUAGCAAGUCACCUUCAAUCAGAUUUGAUUAAAUUCAAAUUGUCGGUCCAAAUGAUAAUAGACCACAAUAGUUAAGUCUAGAUGAACUGACCAGAAAGCCUGGCGAAAAGCCCGUCAAACAAAAACUUAACUCAGUUGACACUCUUUAUUCCCUUUUCUUAAAUCAUUUACUCAGACCACGAGAAUGGAAUGCUCAGUUCGAUGGAAAUGGAUACUUCGCAUUUAGAAGAGAACAUAUUAUUGCACUUGCUGAAGAAUGUCAAAAAAUAUUAGAAGAAUAACCAAUGGUACUAAAAGUCGAUGCCCCUAUUAAAGUAUUCGGUGAUAUUCAUGGUUAAUAUCAAGACCUAAUGAGAUUCUUUGAUUUGUGGAGCACACCAUCAGAGACUGGAGAUAUUGAAUCCUUUGACUAUUUAUUCUUAGGAGAUUAUGUUGACAGAGGCUCUCACUCAUUGGAAACUAUUUGCCUGUUAAUGGCAUUAAAAGUUAAAUAUCCCGAUAAAAUCCACUUGCUCAGAGGUAAUCACGAGGACAAAUGGAUCAAUAAUGCAUUCGGAUUUGCAGAGGAAUGUUCUCACCGUUUAGGAGAAGACCCAGCAGAGCCUGAUUCUGUUUUUAAUAAAAUUAAUGAUCUCUUCGACUGGCUGCCACUUGCUGCUGUUAUUGAAGAUAAGAUUGUUUGCCUUCACGGUGGUAUUGGAAGUACCCUAGUUAAUAUAGAGCAAAUUGAAAUGAUUCAGAGACCACUGGAAGUCAUUCAUGAAGUCUCAACACCUGAGUAAUAACUAGUUGUUGAUAUUUUAUGGAGUGAUCCCACUGAUAACGAUUCAGAACUAGGAAUUCAACCUAACUUCAUUAGAGAUCCAAAUGGAACUGGUAAUAUUGUUAAAUUCGGUCCAGAUAGAGUGAAAUAGUUCCUUGAUAAUAAUAAAGCAAAGUAUAUAUUGCGUGCUCAUGAAUGUGUAAUGGAUGGCUUUGAGAGAUUCGCUGGAGGUUAGCUAUUUACUGUCUUCUCAGCUACUGAUUAUUGCGGCAGGCAUAAAAAUGCUGGAGCCAUGCUUUAGAUUACUAAGUAGUAUGAGUUAGUACCUAAGAUGAUUUAUCCACUAAAUAACCCUGAGCAGAACUGGAUUACUGAUGAAGAGCCCUUGAAGAAGAGACCUCCCACUCCUCCAAGAUGGGCUAAUCAAGGUACAAGAAAGGCAUCCUACGAAUGA
This is a messenger RNA of Stylonychia lemnae, 2331 nucleotides long. The record is from the annotation of a GenBank genome assembly. NCBI's taxonomy places the organism in Eukaryota, Ciliophora, Spirotrichea, Sporadotrichida, Oxytrichidae.